GUCACUACGUAUACGUACGUUGCCUCGCAUAUCAUGUUUUCACAUCGUGGUGUUACAUCAUAAGAAUGUGAAUAUUUGAUAGUUGACAGGUGUAGAGAUCUGUCCCGUGGCAACACCUGACUCCAGAGUCCAUGCUGAUUCCACUGGAUCUAGUCUUCCCCCAGCCCUCCGAGACAAUGGUAUUUACAACUCAGGUUCAGGUAUCCCCUUCCAAGCAAUCGCCCAGCAUCUGAAACACGGGAAACUUCAACAAGAAAAUGGAUGACUUGGGAUAUGAUGAGGAUAACGAUGUCGAUGUCAGUGACAUGUUGGAGCUGCAACUCUCAGAGGUAGAAAUGCUCACUAGUAUGUUCCCCAGCAAAGAAGAAUUCAAAAUGGAUGACCCCUGCACUGUGGCAGCCAUCAGGAGUUUUCUGGAUGGCAAAAUGCUGUACGAGUACUUACACAAAAGAGUGGGCUUCUCCAUUAAUGUGACAUCAGUGUCUUCAGACAGUAAGGUUGGCGUGGAGCUGGUCUGUAACUUCCCACAUGAGUACCCACAUGUAGCACCCGUUGUGUUCACAAGGUCUCCACUCAUGAACCGUGAAAACCACCAGCGAUUGAAUGAGGAUUUAAGUGAAUUUAUAAACAGCAUUGAGCGUGGUGAAAUCUGUAUUUUCUCGGUGAUAGAAUGGCUACAAGAGAAUGUAGACCAAUAUCUAGUGACUAUCGAGAAGAAGGAUGCUCCAUCAGUCAAAGAGGUGGACACGAUAUUUGCAAGACUUUGGAUAUAUAGCCACCAUAUCUAUAGCAAAUUCAAACGCAGGGACAUCAUUGACUGGGCACAGGAACUCAAACUGACUGGCUUCAGUCUGCCAGGGAAGCCGGGUGUCAUCUGUGUAGAGGGAUAUAGCAGAAGUGUUGAGGAAUACUGGCAGCGACUACGACGACAAAACUGGAAACGCUUAGUGAUUAAGGAAAAAGAGGACCAGGAUAUUGGAGACAAUGAUAUCAAGAAAUAUUAUAAAUUUGAUAAUUUUGAAGAAAAAGUGUUUGAUGCCCGCGGUGGUAAAGGGAGAGAGUAUCACAUGGACUUGGGAAAGUUGUUUGAGUUCCUGGAAAAACGAGGCUGUAAGCAUAUCUUUAGUCUUUAUUUUGGAGUAGAUGGGAAAAUGGCAGCAGAUUGAAAUAAUAUAUGUAAACAAUAAUUUGAUAUAAAUUUGUUCUAUCAAUUGAUUCUGUUUAUUGUAUUAUUACAUAAUCUUUUACAGGU
Mizuhopecten yessoensis (Yesso scallop) is the source of this 1252-nucleotide messenger RNA. RefSeq names its product RWD domain-containing protein 2B-like. The record is from RefSeq and is a predicted model, not a curated record. The coding region runs from base 258 to 1166 and encodes 302 amino acids. NCBI's taxonomy places the organism in Eukaryota, Metazoa, Mollusca, Bivalvia, Pectinida, Pectinidae. The transcript is spliced from 4 exons. Gene Ontology annotation, molecular function: protein binding.